CUUCUCUCGACCGUCUCGACGCUCACUCCUCGCCUGAGACGCGGCUGAUUUCCUUUUUCUUCUGUCGCCCCCAGGAUGCCGUUCAAGCGAUAUGUGGAGAUCGGCAGGGUCGCCCUCGUGAACUACGGGAAGGAGUAUGGAAGGCUCGUUGUUAUUGUCGACGUUAUCGAUCAGAACAGGGCUUUGGUUGAUGCUCCUGAUAUGGUGCGUGGUCAGAUUAACUUUAAGAGGCUUUCUCUUACUGAUAUAAAGAUUGACAUACCACGAGUUCCUAAGAAGAAGACCCUCAUUCAAGCCAUGGAAGCUGCUGAUGUUAAGAACAAGUGGGAGAACAGCUCGUGGGGCAGGAAGCUUAUCGUGCAGAAGAGGAGAGCUGCACUAAAUGACUUCGACAGGUUCAAGGUCAUGGUGGCCAAGAUUAAGAGAGGACGUGCCAUCAGGCAGGAACUGGUCAAACUAAAAAGGGAGAAUGCAGCUUAACCUCUUCAGGAAUAUCUUAUGUUGUGCUAGUUGUCACGUGCUGAAUUUUUUAGAUACUAGUAUUGUACGGCACUUGAACAUUCUUCCUUGUAAGAUGCUAAGUGAGCCUAACUCAAUAAGUAAAGGACUUAGAAAAGUCUGAAAACAAAAGCUAUUGCUUAAUGCUUUACAAUACUUGGAUACACAAUACACAUUUGAGUCAAGUAUCCAAGUAUUGUAAACUAUCAAGUAAUAGUUCUCUUCCAAACUUUUUUUGAGUCCUUUGCUUGAUUUGAGUUAGGCUUACUUAGCCUCUUACAAGGAAGAACAUUUAAGUGUCACACUAAUAUUUAAAGAAUUUAGAACAUGACUAGUGUUGUUUUUGAAAGUUGGUGGUCAAAGUUAUUGGAUUCAUUUCCUCGUUUAAAA
Zingiber officinale is the source of this 888-nucleotide messenger RNA. RefSeq names its product 60S ribosomal protein L14-1-like. The record is from RefSeq and is a predicted model, not a curated record. Gene Ontology annotation, cellular component: cytosolic large ribosomal subunit; ribosome. Lineage: Eukaryota; Viridiplantae; Streptophyta; Magnoliopsida; Zingiberales; Zingiberaceae. The coding region runs from base 76 to 480 and encodes 134 amino acids. The transcript is spliced from 5 exons. Gene Ontology annotation, molecular function: RNA binding; structural constituent of ribosome. Gene Ontology annotation, biological process: translation; ribosomal large subunit biogenesis.